Messenger RNA from Aspergillus campestris IBT 28561, 531 nucleotides. RefSeq lists its product as uncharacterized. The record is from RefSeq and is a predicted model, not a curated record. The transcript has 3 exons. The coding region runs from base 1 to 531 and encodes 176 amino acids. NCBI's taxonomy places the organism in Eukaryota, Fungi, Ascomycota, Eurotiomycetes, Eurotiales, Aspergillaceae.
AUGGCAGCCACCUGCAACGGCUUCGAUUCCGCGGGACGCCAUAUACACUGGGGAAUCCAUGUGAAGGUUGGAGACCAAUUGCCGUACGACUCCCUCAGGGCAAUAUCUCGAUUUCCCCGGCUACAAUACGUUGAGAUUAAUACAGCCACCGACUGCGGACCCGUGCCAGAAGUUUCUCUCGUGGAAGAUUUGUGGUUCGAUGUACUCAUGGCGGAAGAAGCAUUCCGUUACAUUGCCGCCAAGAAGAAACGUUCAACGAUCUCCGAGCUUCCUCUUAAAGGACUGGAUUUCAAAAGGUACGACUGGGGACCGCACCUUGAGAGCCCUAGUCGGUUAUCCAAGAAUCCCGCUGUGCCUGUCUAUGCCUGCCGAUGGGCAGGUGGCGGGUCUCAGGGCGAGCAGGUUCGGGUGUUUCCAGUACGGUACCAUAAGAUGAACAUUAUCAUUGGUGAUGAACAGUAUGAAGAGGUCCUGAUCUCUGCAGGGUUGUGGGACUUGGCUUCUCUACUGGAAGGCCCGUGGGUAUUGUGA